Molecule: messenger RNA, 1526 nt
Organism: Amphiprion ocellaris (clown anemonefish)
Lineage: Eukaryota; Metazoa; Chordata; Actinopteri; Pomacentridae
Product: E3 ubiquitin-protein ligase TRIM63-like
Exons: 9
Coding region: 17-1405 (462 amino acids)
Molecular function (GO): zinc ion binding
Source: RefSeq, a predicted model, not a curated record
CUCCGUCCUCGGGGUCAUGGACAGUCUGGAGAAGCAGCUCAUCUGUCCCAUCUGUCUGGAGAUGUUCACCAAGCCGGUGGUCAUUCUGCCCUGUCAACACAACCUCUGCCGUAAGUGUGCCAACGACGUCUUUCAGGCGUCCAAUCCCUACCUGUCGUCCAGGAGUGGCUCCACGGUGAGCUCAGGUGGACGGUUCCGCUGCCCGUCCUGCAGACAUGAGGUGGUUCUGGACCGACAUGGAGUCUACGGCCUGCAGAGGAACCUGUUGGUGGAGAACAUCAUCGACAUGUACAAGCAGGGGAGCACCAGUAAGCCGGUCCCAGAGGUGAAGGUGGACCAGCCCAUAUGUGAGGAUCAUGAUGAUGAGAAGAUCAACAUCUACUGCGUCUCUUGCAGUGUUCCCACCUGUUCCCUCUGUAAGGUGUUUGGAGCUCACAAGGACUGUGAGGUCGCCCCGAUCAACGACAUCUUCCAGCAGCAGAAGGUGGAGCUCACAGAUUGUGUGUCGCUGCUGGUUGGGAACAAUGAGAGGGUUCAGGCGAUCAUCAGUCAGUUGGAGGAAACCUGCAGAGCCGUAGACGAAAACGGUCGCCGACAGAAGUCGAAGGUGUGCGAGACAUUCGAUCACCUGUUUGCCGUGCUGGAGGAGAAGAAAGGUGAGCUGACGCUGAGGAUCAACAGUGAGCAGCAGGAGAAGCUGGACUACAUCCGUGGUCUGACCAGGAAGUACACGGAGCAUCUGGACGGCACCGCCAAGCUGCUGGAGACCUGCAUCCAGACGUUGGACCAAUCAGAGAUGGCUGUGUUCCUGCAGGCAGCAAAACCUCUACUGCAGAAUGGUUUUUUUUGUUUUUUUUUUUACUGUUUGUUACUUUUUGUUGUUGUUGUCAUGGAGACGGUGGUGUUUCUCCUCACCAGGAUUGUGGAGGGAACCGACACGUCUCACCUGGAUAAGGUUCAGCCCGGCUAUGAGAACAUGGAGCACUUCAUGGCAAACUUUGAGCAUCAGAGGAGAGCGCUGAGCAUCAUCGACUUCAUCAAACUUGAUGAAGAUGAUGAUGAUGAUGAUGAUGAUGAUGAUGAAGACGAGGUCAAUGUCAGAGCACCAACAGGAAGUCAAGCUGAGUCACAGCAGCACUUUACACCUGCAGGACUCUCAGCCAAUCAGCAGUCUCCUCUGUCACCUGUCCUCUCAGCCCCGCCCCCCCAGCGACCCACAGAGACCCCGCCCAUCUCUGUCUCACAGACAAAGAGCCCCGCCCCUUUGUCAUCAUCAUCAUCCACACAUGCCCCGCCCCCAAUUCCUCUGCCCACCGCCAGCUUCGCCCCCCAGUCGGAGCAGCAGAGUGAGUCAGAGGAUGGACCCAAACACGUCUUCUCCUUCAGCUGGCUCAACCAGAAAUAAGACCUGGACCUGGACCAGUCCGACCUGGUUCUAUCUGGAGGAUGUUUUUUGAAAUUCUGAAAAAUUUUGCUUUUUAAAUAUAAACUCACUUCACUUUUGGAAAUAAAUUAUUGUUUUGUUA